UCACGUAGAGGAAGCGGAAGUGUUCCUGGAGAGGAGAGGAGGCGGAGACGCGGUGCCGGCUCGGAGCCGUUCUCGUCCCGUUAUGUCGCGCGCCACCAAGCGGAAGCACGUGACCCGGGAGGUGCUGGAGGAGCACGUGGUGCCCGCCCCGCAGCAGCGCAUCGUCAGGGUGCUGAGCAGCCCUGGCAACAACCUGCACGAGGUGGAGACGGCCGACGGCAGCCGCUUCCUGGCCAGCAUGCCGCCCCGCUUCCGCCACCACGUCUGGAUCAAGAGAGGUGCGCCCCAUGGCCGCCCCAUAGCCGCCCCCAUAACAGCCCCAUGGCUGUCAUGGCCACCCCCAUAGCCGCCCCAUGGCUGU
Molecule: messenger RNA, 361 nt
Organism: Lagopus leucura (white-tailed ptarmigan)
Lineage: Eukaryota; Metazoa; Chordata; Aves; Galliformes; Phasianidae
Gene: EIF1AD
Product: eukaryotic translation initiation factor 1A domain containing
Exons: 2
Coding region: 83-346 (87 amino acids)
Biological process (GO): translational initiation
Cellular component (GO): nucleus
Molecular function (GO): translation initiation factor activity; RNA binding
Source: RefSeq, a predicted model, not a curated record